CCUUGCGGGGCCCUUCUCAGCCGCCAACAGCCUGUGGAACCAAUUUAGCGGCCCUGAGCGGCCAAACCUAAAUGAGUUGAAUUUCUAUUUACUCAAGCUUGCUACAGUAGCCGCCCACUCAUCGCAAUACCUCGCGUUCUUUGGCUUUACGCCCUUCCUUUACAGUUUCUUUCCUCAACAUUCACCACAUCACAGCAUGUAAUGCCAUGAUAUUUGUAUCUCCAAUCUCAGCUAUUGCGCCUUGUUCAAAAUUACGUUCAAGGCUAGCAAUAGUGACCGCCAACUCGAAACCGUAACCGUCCGUAACAGCAACAAUUUAGCCGUCAUGGAUCGCUUCCGAAAUACUGCGGGUGAAUAUGAUGACUCGGCCAUCAUGGACGAUAUCAAGGUCGCUGGAUAUCAGGAAAUUGCUGCAUUGCAGGAAAACCAGGCUCGGUCGCCCUUGACGAAAACGCGGUCCAUGUCUGAUGGAGGAGGAACUCCCUCUCGACUCUCUCCCUCACCACGUAUCAUUGAGGCAUCUCGACGGACAUCAAAAGACGACACUAGUAUUCCGACCCCCCAGCCAGUGACACCGCGGCGCCCAAACUUCUCCAACCGUGGCUUUUCCAUACAGAUGCCUCCUCGAGAAUUUACUCCGCCAGCCGCGGACUCAUACGUCAAACCCGCACCUUUAUCACCUAAACUGGACCACUCCCAGAUAUACGCAUCCCCUACCAAUAUACUUCCUCGUCGCUCCCGUGGUCUCGACUUCUCUCGCGCCGCUACCAGCCUACACCACUCGACCCUCGCCGAACAGUCUUCUCCCGACUCAUCGCCCACCGCUGGUGGCCGGGCAAUGAACAUACCGAGCCGAAGAAGUCAUUAUGCAGGCCCGGAACAAACAUCGACGUCUCUGUGGUCAGUCAUGGGCAAUCAGGAAAAGAUGCACAUCAGCAGCUCGCUUGGGAGCCAGGUGAUUGGCUCUGAUUCGUCAAGUACCUCUGAUGACGAUGAGCUGAUGGACGAGGAUAUGGACGAGACCUACGUAACAACUCCGCAGGUCCAUAAGAUUGGUCCAAUUCUCGGUCCCCAAGGGUCUGGUGGGACCUUUGGAUCCCCUGCAAUGAGCAGCCUCAUGAGUUUCCAACAGCGACAGAGACCCCGCAAACAAGCCAAGAAGAAGGCUCGUGGGCCUUUGGGACUUGGAUUCAGUAGCGCAUCUCUAUCCAAGUCACCGCCAACUAAUUCUUCUCGGGCUCGUCGCGAAAGCAUCAGUUGGCAGGCUAAUCAAUUGCACAUUUCUGGUGCAGAUUCCGAUGAGACACGAGCGAUGGGCGAUGUGGAUGGGCUUGGAGAUGGGCAGCGUAAUGUCAUUCGGAGGGUAGUAACAAGACGUGGAAAUCUUUUGCCCAAAACAAAAGGAUUUGCACGCAUUCGUGCCGCGCUCAUGGAAGAGAGCACUCCCGCCGAAUCUGAGUUUCGUCGAGAAGCCGAAGUUGUUAAACAAGUUCGUGAUUGCGACAUGGAGCUUGAGCCCAGGAUCCCGCAACCGGUCUUGGAAUCAACGCAAUCAACAACAGCACCCUCUUCACCCAACUUAACGCAGCAAGAAGGCCUGAACGACGUGCCCGAGGACGAUAUCAUGGGCGACAUUUCUAUGAGUCUCUCUAGCAGUUUUAAGCAACAUGCUAUCAAGAACUCAAAAGGCAAGACGUUUUGGGACACCUUUUCUGAGUCAAGUAGCACUGGCGGCGCCAGAACCACACCGCCUCCUGCAGCUUUUCUUCCUCGAGGCUCAUCCUCAGGUAUCAGCGAAGACGUGGCGAUGGACUCACCGUCAGUUGGUGGAGCUACUGCCCCGCAGAAUGGCGGUACUCAACCACCAAGUGCUGCAGAAAUAACUCGAAGAAUCAACAGUAAACGUCGCCGGGACGAUGAUUUUGAUCCUGUUAGCUUCAAACGUCGAGCUGUCAGCCCUGGCAUGAGCGUUCACAAUUCACCAGUCAUGCAGAGUCCACUCCAACGAGACGGUAUGUCAUGGGGUUCUCGUCCCGGUAGCAACGGCGGCGAUAAGGCCGGCAGUAGUGCCCCAAGCGAGGCCGGUAGCACACCAGGAAACCUAUCCGGCAGUAGCUCUGCGGCUGGACGACUUAACAGCAAAGGCCGGGUUGGUUUCCAAGGAAUGAUUGAUACCCACGAUGGGAUCAUGCGUAUGAGUAUAGAGUAGCUGACUGAUUCUUUCUGUUGCAAACAUUUGGGUGCCUCGAAGGAUUCGAGUCUUUGGAUCAUGAAACUUAAAAGCAUAUGGAGGCGUUAUGAGCUAUGGCGUUAUUCAGGAAUGGAUUGGGAUGGGGUCUUCAAACAUACAGCCUUUGGAAGCGGCUUUUAUUUCUAAUACCCUCAUCUUGAGCGAAAAUAUUACGUAUCAUCA
Fusarium redolens is the source of this 2413-nucleotide messenger RNA. RefSeq lists its product as uncharacterized. Bases 326 to 2209 code for a protein of 627 amino acids. Gene Ontology annotation, cellular component: site of double-strand break. The transcript has 3 exons. NCBI's taxonomy places the organism in Eukaryota, Fungi, Ascomycota, Sordariomycetes, Hypocreales, Nectriaceae. The record is from RefSeq and is a predicted model, not a curated record.